GCACAAAAAUACGCGCAUAUGAAUGUGCUAAAUAAAAAAGCAGAUGGAUAAUAUGACAUCCAAUUCAGUUAUUAAAGAUAAUGACAAAGAUCAUUUUGAUGAUGUAUUUGAUCUGGACGAGCUUUUACCUAUUCUCGGAGAAUUUGGUAGAUAUCAAAAACAAUUGCUGUGGUUUAUAUGCUUACCGGCUUGCUUACCCUGUGGAUUUUGUGCUUUUAAUCAAUUAUUUAUGUCAAAUACACCUUCUCAUUGGUGUAGAAUACCUGAACUUGAAAAUUUAAAUGCAACAACAAGAAAAAGCAUAGCUAUACCCACUAUUGGGAAUUUUAAUAAUACAUAUAGCCAAUGUACAAGAUACGAUAUUAAUUGGACAGAUGUAUUAUUGACGUCGUCUAUAGAUUCAAUAUUUUCAAACGAUACUUUGUCAAUUAUACCAUGUGACAAAGGAUGGGAAUAUAAUCAAUCGGAAGUAUCUUCAUCUGUUGUAAUUGAGUUUGAUUUAGUUUGUGAUUAUGAAAUUUAUCCAACACUGGGUUUGGUCGCCCUUAACGCUGGAGGACCAGUCGGUGUAUAUAUGUUCGGAAAUUUAAAUGAUAGACUUGGACGACGAUUAUCAUUUUUUAUUUGUCUUGGUACACUUAUCAUUGGUGCUUGCUUGACAGCUGUAACGAAUAAUUUUUGGAGCUGGGCUGUAACACGUACCAUUGUAGGAUUAACGAUACCAGCUAUAUAUCAAAUUCCAUUUAUUAUAUCUCUUGAAUUAGUUGGACCGAACUAUCGUUCUUUUGUUACUGUAUUAACAUGCACAUUUUACACAAUUGGUUUAUGCAUGUUAGCUGGUGUAACCUAUUAUAUACGCAACUGGAGACUGUUAGCUUUGGUAACUAGUUUACCAUUUUCUAUAUACUUUUUAUAUUGGUGGUACUUGCCAGAAUCUCCAAGGUGGUUACUUGCAAAAGGUCGUUUAGAGGAAGCAAAUCAAGUGUUGCUUAUUUUGGCCCGUACUAAUGGUAAAGAAUUACCAGUUUUUUUUUGUGAAAAAGUACAGAAACAUAUCGAGCACCAACAGUCUCAUAACCAAAAAGAUAAAAUUGAUGGUCCAAACAUUCUUUCUCUUUUUAAAACUCCGAAUAUGCGUCUGAAAACAUGUCUAAUAACAUUAAAUUGGUUUGCUAAUAAUAUGGUUUAUGUUGGAUUAUCUUAUUACGGCCCAACAUUAGGUAAUGAGGAACAUCUUAGUUUCCUUUUUUCUUCACUUGCUGAAAUUCCAAGUUACAUAGCGUGUUGGAUUGUGAUGGAUCGCUGUGGCCGUCGUUGGCCAUUAUGCUUUUGCAUGGUUAUAGCAGGUCUAUCGUGUGUGACCACAGUUUUAUUACCACCAAAUGCUGUUGUAUCGACUCUUGUUUUAUUUUUAUUGUCUAAAUCAGCGAUUUCUGCAUCAUUUCUUAUUAUUUAUCCUUUUGCUGGAGAAUUAUAUCCAACACAAUUAAGAGGAAUUGCUAUAGGAUUUUCAGCAUAUGUUAGUGGCUUAGGUUUGAUAAUUAUACCAUUCAUAACAUAUUUGGGAAAAGAUAAUUUAAUUUUACCCUUAGUGAUAAUGGGUAUUGUCUCCGUAAUCGGAGGUGUAUCUGGAUUAAGGCUGCCGGAAACACUUCAUCAACGAUUGCCUCAAACAAUAGAGGAAGGAGAAUUAUUUGGAAAUGAGUGGAUUAGUCAAGACUGCUUUCGAUUUAAACCCUCUAGGUAUCUGUACUAA
Messenger RNA from Ceratosolen solmsi marchali, 1756 nucleotides. It is a transcript of the gene CarT, whose product is annotated as Carcinine transporter. Gene Ontology annotation, biological process: transmembrane transport. The record is from RefSeq and is a predicted model, not a curated record. Lineage: Eukaryota; Metazoa; Arthropoda; Insecta; Hymenoptera; Agaonidae. The coding region runs from base 44 to 1756 and encodes 570 amino acids. The transcript has 10 exons. Gene Ontology annotation, molecular function: transmembrane transporter activity. Gene Ontology annotation, cellular component: membrane.